GAGAGAGAGAGAGAGAGAGAGAGAGAGAGAGAGAGAGAGAGCAGAAGAGGAGCCAUCAAUUUUCGCCGCCGUGAAGCGAAAAGAGGAGCCUUUAAAACUUCGUGAGGUCCCCGUCGUCCUUCUACGUCCUCUGACCCCUUUUCUUCCGACACCCACCUCUGCCCUCUGCUCUGUUUCUAUCCAAAAACCUACCUGGUGUUGUGACAUGGGAAAAGCUUCGAGGGAUAAGAGGGAUAUCUAUUAUCGAAAAGCAAAAGAAGAAGGUUGGCGUGCUCGAAGUGCCUUUAAGCUUCUUCAGAUAGAUGAGGAAUUCAACUUAUUUGAAGGAGUGAAGCGUGUGGUAGAUCUUUGUGCUGCCCCUGGUAGCUGGAGUCAGGUUCUGAGCAGAAAACUAUAUCUCCCAGCAGCACUUUCUUGCGAUUCUAUGGAUGGCGAUCUUCCUCUUAUUGUAGCUAUUGAUCUACAACCCAUGGCUCCAAUCGAAGGUGUAAUUCAAGUGCAGGGUGAUAUAACAAAUGCCCGAACAAUUGAAGGGGUGAUCAGACAUUUUGAUGGCUGCAAGGCAGAUCUAGUUGUGUGUGAUGGUGCUCCUGAUGUUACCGGCCUUCAUGACAUGGAUGAAUUCGUUCAAUCCCAACUUAUACUAGCAGGUUUAACAGUCGUUACUCAUGUAUUAAGAGAAGGUGGUAAAUUUAUUGCUAAAAUAUUCCGGGGAAAAGAUACAAGUCUUAUGUACUGUCAGCUCAAAUUAUUCUUUCCUACAGUGACGUUUGCUAAACCAAAAAGCAGUCGCAAUUCUAGUAUAGAGGCAUUUGCAGUUUGCGAGAACUAUUCUCCUCCUGAAGGAUUUAACCCGAAAGAUCUACAUCGUCUCCUAGAAAAGGUGGGAAGUCCUUCUGGCGCCGAUGAUUUAGAUUGUAGUAGCGGGUGGCUAGAAGGACCAAAUAAGGUUUAUAUUCCAUUUCUAGCUUGUGGGGACCUUAGUGGAUAUGAUUCUGACCGUUCAUAUCCACUGCCCAAAGUUGCAGAGGGAACCACCUACCAGAGCUUGGAUCCUGUACAGCCUCCAAUUGCUCCUCCCUAUAAGAGAGCUCUUGAAAUGAAGAAAGCUUCUAGUCAGGGUAUCCGAGAGCUCGAAAAUCUCUCCUUGGAUUCUUCUUGAUCAGACCAACAAAACUUUCACAAUUCUAAUAUUCUUUUUGUUUCAAUAUAAAGUUUAAUUGUGUCUAUUGGGUUUGUCUCAAAGACCUCUUAGAGUUGGUGGAUAAAUAUUUUGUUACAAUUGAGUUAAUGGUAAAAAAUUUCCAUGAAAAUGGGGGGAAAACCAUGUAAUGUUUCACAAUUAUUAGAUGCUUUUAUUUGAAUUGUGGGUCUUGAUUAGCUAUGGUAAUUGCAACAUUUUAGCAAUUAAGCUGGGUAGUAGUAAUAGAGUUUGGUGAAGUGGGUCAAAAAGAUAGCAAUAAAGCAAAACAUGAAAACGAGAUUGUGUUCC
Messenger RNA from Cannabis sativa, 1492 nucleotides. Its product is annotated as tRNA (cytidine(32)/guanosine(34)-2'-O)-methyltransferase. The transcript is spliced from 12 exons. Gene Ontology annotation, biological process: tRNA methylation; cytoplasmic translation. NCBI's taxonomy places the organism in Eukaryota, Viridiplantae, Streptophyta, Magnoliopsida, Rosales, Cannabaceae. Gene Ontology annotation, molecular function: tRNA methyltransferase activity. Gene Ontology annotation, cellular component: cytoplasm. The coding region runs from base 206 to 1162 and encodes 318 amino acids. The record is from RefSeq and is a predicted model, not a curated record.